AUCCAGCAGAGUCGAUCGCGGUGAGGAAACAGGACAUUUAACAACCGUCCAAAGGUUUCACAUCUUCUUACCUGUUCUUCCUCGGUUCAGCUCGGGUUAUACUCACAUCUAGACUCGCCUCCUCUCCUCCAGACUCGUUUAUAUAACUUUAUAAUCGUAGUUGACAUCGUCUCUGUACAUCCGCGGACACACCCUCUGGAUUUCAGGAGCCACAACGACGACUUGAAUCCUUCCGUUUUGUUGAUUAAUCCUUUAAAAGACUGAAACAUGGCAUAUCCAGGAUACGGUGCUCCUCCCGCAGGGCAGGAUCCUCUCUACGGAUAUUUUACAGCUGUAGCUGGACAGGAUGGACAGAUCUCUGCAGACGAGCUUCAGCAGUGCCUCACGCAGUCUGGCAUGGCUGGAUCAUACAAACCCUUCAGCCUGGAGACCUGCAGACUGAUGAUCAGCAUGUUGGAUCGGGACAUGUCGGGCACCAUGGGCUUUCAUGAGUUCAAGGAACUGUCCAACGUUCUGAGCGGCUGGAAGGCGACCUUCAUGUCCUACGACCGUGACCACAGUGGGACGGUGGAGGGUCCUGAGCUGCAGCAUGCCCUCACCGCCAUGGGUUUUAAUCUGAGCCCUCAGGCCAUGAACAUCAUCAUGAAGCGCAACAGCACCAACGGUCGAAUCGGCUUCGACGACUUCAUCACCUGUUGCAUCAGAGUCAGAGCCCUGACUGAUCAGUUCCGGAGGAGAGACACGAGCCACAGUGGACAAGCCAUGUUUCAGUACGAUGAUUUCAUGCAGGUCACCAUGAGUCUAUGAAGAGGAUCAGACUGAACAAA
Messenger RNA from Labrus bergylta (ballan wrasse), 827 nucleotides. RefSeq names its product sorcin. Lineage: Eukaryota; Metazoa; Chordata; Actinopteri; Labriformes; Labridae. The record is from RefSeq and is a predicted model, not a curated record. Gene Ontology annotation, molecular function: calcium ion binding.